Messenger RNA from Rotaria sp. Silwood2, 1348 nucleotides. Lineage: Eukaryota; Metazoa; Rotifera; Eurotatoria; Philodinida; Philodinidae. The record is from the annotation of a GenBank genome assembly.
ACCUCUAUGUAAAGAGGACCGUCCGAAAACUGCGUUCUCCACUCGUGAUAAUCAUUAUCAAUUUACUGUACUUCCACAAGAAAUCACCAACGGAUCAGCAACUUUUCAACGUUUAAUUAAUCAUAUAUUAGGACCUACACGAUGGAAAUUUGCAUUAGCUUACAUUGAUGAUAUAAUUAUUUAUUCGAAAACAUUUGAAGAACAUUUACUUCAUCCUAAUGAAAUUUGUCAAGUAUUAAAAGAUACUCGAUUUCGUCUCAAUCCAGAUAAAUGUGAAAUAGCUCGAACACAAACAUAUUAUCUUGGACAUCAUAUACGAAAUGGUGAUAUUUGUUCAAGUCCAAAUAAUAUAAAUGGAUUAUUAAAAACAAGAUUACCACAAACUCCAGAUGAAGCUUGUAAAUUUGUUAAAGCUGCUGAAUAUUAUAGAGAAUUUAUACCAAAUUUUUCUCAAAUUGCUGAACCGCUUCGAAAAUUUGUACCAACUACCAGAACUCAACAAAGAAAAGGACAAAAAACUAUAAUCACUUUAACCAAUGAUGAAAUUAAAGCAUUCGAACAAUUAAAAAAUUUUCUUACUACCGAUUCGGUACUACGAAUUUCAAAUAAUAGAUUCCCGUUUAAAGUUCAAACUGAUGCUUCAGAUGAGGGAAUCGGUGCAGUAUUAUUACAAAUCUAUCCAGAAGGAGAUAGACCUAUUGCAUAUCUUUCCAAGAAAUUUACUCAAACACAACGUAAAUGGUCUCCUAUGGAACAAGAAUGUUAUGCUUUUAUUUGUGCAUUAGACAAAUGGCAUAAUUAUUUCAGUGGAAUUAAAUUUAUAUGGAAAACUGAUCAUAAAGCAUUAACACAAUUAAAUCAAAAAGCUCAAAUUAAUAAACGAUGCGAACGAUGGAGAUUAAAAAUUUUAGAAUAUGAUUUCAAGGUUAAAUACAUUCCUGGUUUAACAAAUUUAAUGCCUUAUUAUUUAUCAAGAUCUCCAGUUGACGAUGCUGAAGACGAUCCUGAUGAAACUACGCAUCUAAUUUCAACAUCAACACAAACAGAUAUUUUAUUUAAUAACACCCAUUCACCUAUCAUCGCAGCUGUUGAAACUCGUGCUAUGAAAUUACGAAAUGAAAUUUUAAAUGAUACAAAUAAUAAUAAUAAAUUAACAUCAGAUUCUCUAAAUACUUCUGUUGAAGAGAAUCGAAUAAUUCCAUUUUCAAUGGAACAAUUAAUACAAGCUCAACAAAAUGAUAAUUAUGCGAAAAAUAUUCUGAACAAUAUCAAGAAAUAUAAAAAUUAUAUUAUAAAAGAAAAUCUUUUAAUGCAUCGAUUAAAUCCUCCAGUUCCUUAUGUACCAUGA